Messenger RNA from Baudoinia panamericana UAMH 10762, 551 nucleotides. RefSeq lists its product as uncharacterized. Bases 194 to 457 code for a protein of 87 amino acids. NCBI's taxonomy places the organism in Eukaryota, Fungi, Ascomycota, Dothideomycetes, Mycosphaerellales, Teratosphaeriaceae. The transcript has a single exon. The record is from RefSeq and is a predicted model, not a curated record.
GUACAGUGAAGCGUGAUGGCAUGAGGACAGCAGUGACCUUGCCGGAGGUGCACUCCAAGAGUCUCUCUUGGCUCGUGGCAGUUGUUCGGGUCGGAAGCAUUUCAUCACCGAGCCAGGGUCUGCCAAGAGAUAGACUUCUAUAUCGAUGUCGAAGUUUCAUGACUAAAGCAUUAAGCCUUGACAUGAAUCCUGCAUGGUCAUCAAAAAGCAGAAACCCGGAUUUGGCAUGGUGCCAGUAACGGAGCAGAGACCGCCGAGACAAGCGGUAAGCAGGGAGGCGCUGAGGAACGACGUGAACUGGGAGAAUGAGGCAGAGAUGAAGGCGUUGAUGGCGAGGAAAAGUGAGGCCGAGGAUGCAGAACCGUACAACCAGCCGGCUUUGCGUAGCGCGCAAGCUAGACUGGUUGCGCGGGAGGUGGCCAAGCGGUCGAUGGGGAAGGUUAACGUGAGAGGGUGAGCAUCUCAAUUGUAGGACACCCGCUGCAAACGCAGGCUGAUGCUAGGUACUGCAGUGAUGUCAAUGACUUCGGCUUCAUGUUGCCAUCAUCUGG